AUGAGCGGCCACGAUUCAAAAUACUUCUCCACAACUAAAAAAGGAGAAAUCCCGGAGCUCAAAGAGGAGUUGAAUUCUCAAUACAAGGAUAAGAGAAAAGAUGCUGUCAAAAAGGUGAUUGCUGCGAUGACGGUUGGGAAGGAUGUUUCAUCACUUUUUGCAGAUGUUGUAAAUUGUAUGCAAACAGAAAAUUUAGAGCUCAAAAAACUUGUUUACUUGUAUCUCAUCAACUAUGCUAAAAGCCAACCUGACUUGGCCAUACUUGCAGUGAACACUUUCGUGAAGGAUACACAGGAUCCAAAUCCUUUAAUUCGUGCAUUAGCUGUUCGCACAAUGGGAUGCAUCCGAGUUGAAAAAAUUACAGAAUAUCUUUGUGAUCCCCUCCAGAGAUGUCUUAAGGAUGGCGACCCUUAUGUUCGAAAAACAGCAGCUAUAUGUGUUGCUAAACUUUAUGACAUUAAUGCUGAAUUGGUUGAAGAAAGGGGUUUUUUGGAAAGUCUCACAAAUUUGAUAUCUGACAAUAACCCAAUGGUGGUAGCAAAUGCUGUUGCAGCUCUUGCUGAAAUCCAAGAUACCAGUAGUAAGAUCGUGUUUCAGGUCACUAGACCUAUACUUGCAAAGCUCCUUGCAGCUCUUAAUGAAUGCACUGAGUGGGGUCAAGUUUUCAUAUUAGAUGCUCUUUCAAAGUACAAAUCAGCGGAUGCACGUGAAGCUGAAAAUAUUGUGGAAAGAGUUACUCCAAGGCUACAACAUGCAAAUUGUGCUGUGGUUCUUUCAGCUGUUAAGAUGAUUCUUCAACAAAUGGAAGUGAUCACUAGUCCUGAUUUGACUCGAAAUCUAUGUAAGAAAAUGGCUCCUCCUCUUGUAACAUUACUUUCUGCAGAACCUGAGAUUCAAUAUGUUGCUCUGAGAAACAUUAACCUUAUUGUACAAAGAAGGCCCACAAUUCUUGCUCAUGAAAUCAAGGUGUUUUUUUGCAAGUACAAUGAUCCGAUAUAUGUGAAAAUGGAAAAGUUAGAGAUCAUGAUUAAGCUUGCUUCAGAAAGAAAUAUUGACCAAGUUUUGUUGGAGUUUAAAGAGUAUGCUACUGAAGUAGAUGUAGAUUUUGUUAGAAAGGGUGUUCGCGCCAUUGGACGAUGUGCUAUCAAGUUAGAGAGAGCGGCUGAACGUUGCAUUAGUGUUCUUCUAGAACUCAUCAAAAUUAAAGUAAAUUAUGUAGUUCAAGAAGCGAUUAUAGUCAUUAAAGAUAUUUUUAGAAGAUAUCCCAACACUUAUGAAUCUAUCAUUGCUACACUUUGUGAGAGUUUGGAUACUUUAGAUGAGCCAGAGGCAAAGGCGUCAAUGAUUUGGAUAAUUGGUGAAUAUGCUGAGAGAAUCGAUAAUGCUGAUGAACUUCUUGAAAGCUUCCUGGAGAGUUUCCCUGAAGAACCUGCACAAGUCCAGUUGCAAUUAUUAACAGCAACAGUCAAACUCUUUCUUAAGAAGCCAACUGAAGGACCCCAACAAAUGAUUCAAGUUGUUUUAAAUAAUGCAACUUUGGAGACUGACAAUCCAGAUCUGCGAGAUCGGGCCUACAUAUAUUGGCGUCUUCUUUCAACAGAUCCCGAGGCUGCAAAAGAUGUUGUUUUAGCUGAGAAACCAGUGAUUAGUGACGAUUCAAAUCAAUUCGACUCAUCUCUCCUCUCUGAACUUCUGGCUAACAUUGCUACAUUGUCAUCUGUUUAUCACAAACCGCCUGAAACAUUUGUAACUCGUGUGAGAACCAUUCCAAAAACAGAAGAAGAAGAGUUACCAGAGGGCUUUUCCAAUACACCACGUGCACAUAUUCUUAAUGGUGCACCAUCACCUACUACCAUACCUGUUUCUCCUUAUGCUUUAACAAAGCAAACAUCUCUUCCACCUGCUUCCAUUCCAGAUUUACUCGAUCUAGGUCUUGAUGUUGAUGUUGGUAACAGUAAUGCUAUGGUGCCUGUUGAUUCGCCUUCAGCACCUACAGGGCCGUCGCUACCGAUUUUGUUACCGGCUGCAAACGGUCAAGGUUUGCAGAUUAGUGCACAGCUGGUGAGGAGAGAUGGAAAGGUUUUUUACAACUUAAUUUUGGAGAACAACACACAAAAUUCACUCGAUGGAUUUAUGAUCCAGUUCAACAAAAAUACCUUCGGUCUUGCUGCCGGUGGACCACUUCAGAUACCGGAACUGCUACCGGGAACGACCAGAAAAGCCCUUCUUCCGAUGGUUAUGUUUCAAAAUAUGGCGCCGGGUUCUCCGAACUCGCUUUUACAGGUUGCAGUGAAGAACAAUCAACAGCCUGUAUGGUACUUCAAUGAUCGAAUCUCGUUGUUUGUAUUGUUCACGGAAGAUGGAAAAAUGGAACGCGACAUCUUCCUUGAGACAUGGAGGUCAUUACCGGAUUCGAAUGAGGUCUCGAAGGAGAUUCGUGGAAUUUUGAUUAACAACGUUGAUGCAACUAUAGAGGAGUUGGCUUCCUCAAAUAUGUUUUUCAUUGCGAAGCGUAAGAAGAAAAACCAGGAGGUUUUGUAUUUAUCUGCUAAACUCCCAAGAGGAAUCCCUUUAUUGAUCGAACUCACAGCAGUUUUGGGGUCUCCCGGCGUUAAAUGUGCCCUUAAAACUCCUAGCCCUGAAAUGGCUCCGUUAUUCUUUGAAGCCCUCGAAACUCUAUUCCAGGCUUGAAGGUUUGAGCGACUUUUGUUUUGGAAACGACUGAAAAAUUAAAAUUUUGUAGUCCAUUUUUUUAAUUCGGAUUUCGAUGUUUAGUGAGCUACAACUUACAUGUAGACAGUCAGUCUUUUACACAAAAUAAAUCCUUGUUAAGCAACACAAAAAUAAUAAUAAUAAAUGGUAUAUUU
Molecule: messenger RNA, 2867 nt
Organism: Lactuca sativa (garden lettuce)
Lineage: Eukaryota; Viridiplantae; Streptophyta; Magnoliopsida; Asterales; Asteraceae
Product: beta-adaptin-like protein C
Biological process (GO): intracellular protein transport; vesicle-mediated transport
Cellular component (GO): membrane coat; clathrin adaptor complex
Molecular function (GO): clathrin binding
Source: RefSeq, a predicted model, not a curated record